AAACACUGCCUAUCACGUGAUAUUAGUGUCACGUUUUUUUUUCAAUUUCAUAUAAAAUGUUUAUUCUUAUUCCAAGUUAAUUUCUAAUUAUUUAAUAAUAAAUAAAAAAUGCCUUUAAUUGUUAUAUGUGGAAAACCAUUGACAGGAAAAUCGACAACAGCAAAAACAUUACAAUCAUUUUUUAAAGAAAAAUGUUUGAUAAUCGUUAGUGAUGAAGAAAAACUCUGUGAACAAGGAUUGGAUACAAUUUAUCGUAAUGCACAAAAUGAAAAAGAUUUACGUUCUUGGCUUAAAUCUGAAGUUCAACGUCAUCUUAGUUCACCAGACACUGUGGUCAUAUUGGAUUCAUCUAAUUACAUUAAAGGUUUCCGAUAUGAAUUGUAUUGUAUGUGUAAACAAUUUCAACAAACAUUUGCACUAAUCGAAUGUUUACCACCGAUGGAUACAUUGGAUGAAUAUGAACUAUUUAUCAAUGAACAUUUCGAUAACAAAACAACAAUCGAACAAAAUGAUGUUCGGAUACGAAAUUAUAGCAAAGAAAUAUUCGAUGAAUUAUGUGAACGUUAUGAACCACCCACGGCUUCUAAUCGUUGGGAAAAACCAUUGUUUCGGAUUGAAUUUAAAUCUGAACAAUUACCAUUGAAAGAAAUCCACGAAGCGCUAUUUCAACAUUCGAAACUAAAACCUAAUCGAAGCACACAAUCAACACCGAUGACAACCGAUAAUUUUAUCAUGGAAUUGGAUAAUCAAACACAAUUGACAGUGAAACAAAUUCAAACGGCACUUCAAUUGAAUCAACUUCAUGGAAUUCGAAUCACCGGCACAGAUGUGAUGGUCAAUCUAAACAGAAAGAUUCCAAUAGCAGAAUUGAAUAAAUUUCGGCGACAAUUUAUUAAUUAUGCCAAAUUGAAUCCAUUCAAUGACAAAGAUCGUAUUGUAACGGCAUUUGUACAGUUUAUAAACAAUAGUUCAAAUUUCUAAAUAAAGUCAAAAAAAUGGUGUUCAACGAA
Molecule: messenger RNA, 1010 nt
Organism: Dermatophagoides farinae (American house dust mite)
Lineage: Eukaryota; Metazoa; Arthropoda; Arachnida; Sarcoptiformes; Pyroglyphidae
Product: protein KTI12 homolog
Source: RefSeq, a predicted model, not a curated record